Messenger RNA from Haemonchus placei, 579 nucleotides. The record is from the annotation of a GenBank genome assembly. Lineage: Eukaryota; Metazoa; Nematoda; Chromadorea; Rhabditida; Trichostrongylidae.
AUGAAGACAGCCUUCAUUGUAUUCAUCCUUACUGCUGUGAUGACUAAUGGAUACGGAAGAAUGUGGGGACAUGGGGGUCAUCGGGAUCAUCACCAUCAUCAUCAUCACCACCACCACCACCACGGUCCUCCUAUGCCGCCAUAUCUGAGAAACGCUAGCGAAGAAGCACGAAGGGAGUACCGAAAAAUCAUGUCCAACGACACGUUAACAAUUGCUCAACAGAAGAAGGAAAUCGAGGACUGGGCAAAGAAGAACAAAAUUGAGGAACAAGUCAAAGAAUUCGAUGCAAAUAUGACCAAACAUAGGGAUGAAGUGAGAAAGAAUGUUACCAGCUUGAUAAACUUCCUAUCAAAAGCUCUCGAGCAAUCUUCCAAAAUUUUGGACGACGAAAAUCAGACUCGUCCACAAAUGAAGGAGAAAAUGAAGCAAUUGGUAGCUACGUUCCCUGAAGCAUUUAAUACACUGAAAUUCGCGUUCGGGCAGUACAAACCAGAGCGUGGUCCCCAUGGGCAUAAGCAUCACGGCCGUCGUAUUGGCUGGCUGUCUGAUGGGGAUGAUUCAAAUGAUUCUUGGGAAUGA